AUGUUGAAUGCUCCCAACAAUUUCUCGAACGGUGGGGUACAAGUCUGGUUUUCUACUAAGCCACACACAUAUCUCCAGUACAUCGGCUAUGUCGACGCUGGCUGGGCCCCAGAACAUGCGACAUUCGGCGGCGACAGCGACUUCCUGAACAGUCCAUACUCGUUUGAACCAUGGAAACUUGAAGAGGUUGACGACCCCUGA
This is a messenger RNA of Alternaria arborescens, 201 nucleotides long. RefSeq lists its product as hypothetical. Bases 1 to 201 code for a protein of 66 amino acids. The record is from RefSeq and is a predicted model, not a curated record. NCBI's taxonomy places the organism in Eukaryota, Fungi, Ascomycota, Dothideomycetes, Pleosporales, Pleosporaceae. The transcript has a single exon.